AACAUGAUUUGUGAUGAAUUAGGGCUUUAAUAUUUUUUUUAGUUGUUAUUAUUCAAUCUUAUUUUAUAACUCCACUCGUUUUUGUUACGUAAUUUAAUACGAAUCAACUUAAUAUCAACAAUUUCUGAUCAACCUUGAACAGAUACAAUUAGUAGAUAUAACCAUUCGUAAAGUGAGAUGCAUAGUUAAACGUUCGAAGAUUGAUGAAUUAGUGACAUGUAUUUGUUGAAUUGUAGCUUAUAAGAAGAAGAAAAAAAUAUGGAGGCACCUAAAAUUGAAAAGUUGGAAGAGCUUAUUCUCAAACACUUGGACGUAAACAAGAAGAUAAUAGAUACGAAAAUUAGUAGAUUAACGGCACCUGGCGAAAACUUUGGAAGUGAAAUGUUAAAAGUUGACCUUCGACUUAAAAACAAAGAAGGUAUAGAAGACGAUUUGAGUGUUGUAGCAAAACUUAUACCUGAAAAUGAAUUUGCGCGAGUAAUUUUUAAUGUACAAGUCUCCUUUAACAUGGAAAAAGAAUUUUAUAAUACUGUUGUUCCGACACUACAACAGUUUCAACGUAACCAAGGAAUUUUCGAUGUUGUUGAUUUCUUCCCUAAUUUUUACGGCGCUAGAAAUAAUCUUAAAGAGGGAUCGGAUGUUGUCGAUGAAAACGCCGUUAUCAUUUUGGAAAAUUUAAAAGUAAAAGGUUACGAAAAUGUGCAACGAAACACCGGAUUCGAUCUCCCGACGGCGAAAUUAAUUUUAAAACAUUUAGCGCAAUUUCAUGCUGUUCCGAUAGCGUUGAAACAAAAAAGUCCUGAAAUAUUCGAAAAUAAAGUGAAGGCUUUUAUGGCAUGUAUGCAUCCCCCCGCACAACGUCCACCAGUCGAACACAUAUUGCAAAUUAUCUUUAAUAUUUUACGAGAAUCCGAUUCAUGUAGACAUCUCGUACAAAAAAUGGAAAAGUCCGCGGAGAAAUUCGGCAAACCGUGCGAUGAAUUUAAAGAACCUUUCGCUACAUUAAGUCAUAAGGAUUUGUGGGUUAAUAAUAUUAUGAUUAAAUUCAAUAAUAGAUCGCAACCUGUAGCUUGCAAAUUUCUCGAUUUUCAAGUUUAUACUUACGAUUCCCCCGCGGCAGAUUUAUUUUUCUUCUUAUUCUCGAGCAUUCAAAUGGACGUUUUGAAAGAAAACUUGGAAAACUUAUUGAAAUACUAUCACCAACAUUUUCAAGAUACUCUGAAAUCUCUAAAUUGCGAUCUUAAUUUUUCUUACGGAAAAUUAUUAGAAGAAAUGUCUUUUAGUUCGAAAUGGGAACUUUCCCAUACCGCUUUUAUGUAUAUGGUAAUAAUAAAUGGUCCAAAAGGCGGUUUUCCAAUGCCCAAAGAUAAGGAAAGUGCCUCUGAUUUACCAAUCGUCAUUGAACAAACUACCAAAGAUAGAAUAAGAUGGAUAUGCGAGGAAUGCGAACGAAGAGGUUGGCUCAAUUUUUUUGUGUCGGAAAUCGUGUAUAUUAACAAAUACAAAAUGACGGUACCUAAAAUAGAAAAACUGAACGAAUUGUUAAUUUCGUAUUUGGGAAAUGGCAAAGCGAUACUGGACACUAAAAUCACCCGACUCACAGCACCGGGAGAAAAUUUCGGUAGCGAAAUUCUGGAAGUGGAAGUUAUUAUAAAAGAGGAAGUUAAGGAGGUAGAAAAAAUAAAUGUCGUCGUUAAACUUAUUCCCGAAAGUGAAUUCGCGAGAACGGUUAUUAUGAAUGCGGCCGUUUCCUUUAAAGUCGAAAAAGGAUUUUAUGAUAGCGUUAUACCGACACUGCAAGCUUUCCAAAGAAAUGAAGGACUCGAAACGGUUAUCGAUUGUUUUCCACAAUUUUACUGCGCUAGAAAUAACUUGCGAAAUGAAUGCGAUAUUGUCGAUGCCGACGCUGUACUGGUAUUGGAAAAUUUAAAAGUAAAAGGUUACAAAAACGUUUGUAGGAACGUGGGAUUCGAUCUUCCGACCGCAAAAUUAAUUUUGAAAUAUUUGGCCCAAUUCCACGCAGUACCGAUAGCGUUAAAACGAAAAGAUCCAAAAACGUUCGAAAAUAAUAUUAAGGCGUAUACGCUAGUCUCGUUUCCACCACCGCCACGUCCUCCAAUCGACCAAUUUAUGCAACUUAUCUACAUGAUAAUGAGAGAAUCGGAUAAAUGUAAAUAUCUCGUACCUAAAAUGCGGAAAUCGGCUUCGAAAUAUCGUACUCCGCGAACAAAUUUAAGGGAACCGUUUACCACAUUAAGUCAUCAAGAUUUUUGGAUUAAUAAUAUCAUGGUCAAGUUCGAUUGCGACAAUCGUCCAGUCGCUUGCAAGUUUCUCGAUUUUCAAAUUUGUAAUUACGAUUCUCCAGCCGCGGAUUUAUUCUUCUUUCUAUUUACGAGCGUUCGAAUGGACGUUUUGAAAAAUAAUUUGAAUAAUUUGAUAAAAUACUAUUUACUUCAAUUUCAAAAAACUUUAGAAAGUCUUAAUUGCGAUUUGAAAUUUACUUACGAGAAUUUAUUGGAAGAAAUAUCGUCGAUCACCGAAUGGGAACUAGCUCAUACUAUUUUUAUGUACGCCAUGAUAAUAAAUAGCCCAAAAGGCGGUUAUCCUUUACCUAACGAUAAAAACAAAGAUUUAAAAUUGACGGAAAUACCGAUUCCAGACACCACCAAAGAAAGGAUAUGGUGGAUAUGCGAGGAAUGCGAAAAAAGGGGCUGGCUUCAUUUUUAAAAUUUAAAUUUAAUAAUUGGAUAUGGUAUUUAAAUCAAUAUGUAAAAUAAAUGACGAAAUAACAA
Diorhabda carinulata is the source of this 2792-nucleotide messenger RNA. RefSeq lists its product as uncharacterized. The transcript is spliced from 4 exons. The coding region runs from base 259 to 2727 and encodes 822 amino acids. NCBI's taxonomy places the organism in Eukaryota, Metazoa, Arthropoda, Insecta, Coleoptera, Chrysomelidae. The record is from RefSeq and is a predicted model, not a curated record.